Haliaeetus leucocephalus (bald eagle) is the source of this 730-nucleotide messenger RNA. RefSeq names its product anaphase promoting complex subunit 10 (gene ANAPC10). Gene Ontology annotation, biological process: anaphase-promoting complex-dependent catabolic process; protein K11-linked ubiquitination. The coding region runs from base 89 to 646 and encodes 185 amino acids. The transcript has 5 exons. The record is from RefSeq and is a predicted model, not a curated record. Gene Ontology annotation, cellular component: anaphase-promoting complex. Lineage: Eukaryota; Metazoa; Chordata; Aves; Accipitriformes; Accipitridae.
CGCGCGCUGGGGGCGCGACAGUUGGUGACGCCAUCUCCGGGUGACGCCGCCGCCGCCUCCGUCGUGAGAGGCGCGUUACGCGCGAGAAAUGACUACCCCAAACAAGACACCACCUGGUGCUGAUCCAAAGCAGUUAGAGAGGACUGGUACUGUUAGAGAAAUAGGCUCACAAGCAGUUUGGUCUCUUUCAUCCUGUAAGCCAGGAUUUGGAGUGGAUCAGUUACGAGAUGAUAAUCUAGAAACUUACUGGCAGUCAGAUGGAUCACAGCCUCAUUUGGUGAACAUCCAAUUUAGAAGAAAAACAACAGUGAAGACAUUAUGCAUUUAUGCAGACUACAAAUCUGAUGAAAGUUACACUCCGAGCAAAAUCUCUGUCAGAGUAGGAAAUAACUUUCAUAAUCUCCAGGAAAUCCGGCAACUUGAAUUAGUGGAACCAAGCGGCUGGAUUCAUGUUCCUUUAACAGAUACUCAUAAGAAGCCUAUUCGCACGUUUAUGAUUCAGAUUGCUGUUCUAGCUAAUCACCAAAAUGGAAGAGACACUCACAUGAGACAAAUCAAAGUGUACACCCCAGUGGAAGAGAGCUCUAUUGGUAAAUUUCCUAGAUGUACAACAAUAGAUUUCAUGAUGUAUCGUUCAAUAAGAUAAAAUUUCCUACUGAGAAAUAAUAAAGGCAUUUUUUUGAUGGCAGUAUCGUUGCUUAAGUACUUAAAUGUACUUAAAUACUUAAAG